This is a messenger RNA of Aspergillus neoniger CBS 115656, 1266 nucleotides long. RefSeq names its product fungal specific transcription factor domain-containing protein. Gene Ontology annotation, cellular component: nucleus. Gene Ontology annotation, biological process: positive regulation of transcription from RNA polymerase II promoter by galactose. The record is from RefSeq and is a predicted model, not a curated record. The coding region runs from base 1 to 1266 and encodes 421 amino acids. Gene Ontology annotation, molecular function: RNA polymerase II cis-regulatory region sequence-specific DNA binding; DNA-binding transcription factor activity, RNA polymerase II-specific; zinc ion binding. Lineage: Eukaryota; Fungi; Ascomycota; Eurotiomycetes; Eurotiales; Aspergillaceae. The transcript is spliced from 6 exons.
AUGGCAAAACGGACGAGACUAAAACCAGAGACACGGGAGCUUCGGGCAAGACGAAAGAGCAAGUGUACUACCAAGUGUUCUGGAACCGCCCCAUGCUCUUACUGCUCGAGGACUAGAAAACGAUGUCGCUUCGAGAGUGUACCAUCUCGGACACCGUUGACUCGCAAGAACCUUGAAGAGAAGGAGCAGCUCUGUGAGAAUUUGAUGACCCUUGUCCAGACUUUGGAUCCCAACAUCGACAUCGAAGAAGCAUUGAAAUCAUUGGCAGGGGCUGGACAGGGGCAUGAUGGUAAUGAAACAGACCACAACAGCCUGCUAUGUGUAAGCCUUGAUGCGAAAAGUCCCACCCCAUUAGAGAACUUUGAAUGGAACGAGGGUCCAAUGACCUCGUCUCAUCCGCCAAACAAGUCUCUCGAUGGAAUGGCAUCACUGCCAACCGAAGGGCCAGGAUCCGGUUACUUAGAUUUACUACCCGAGCAUCCUGCUCCUUUGGUUACUCGAAGAGCACAACACCCUGCAAACUCGACCAAAUUAGCGAGUCCGCACAUUCUGAGGGAACUUGAUAACUCCAUCCUCACGGACUCUCUAUUUGACGCCUAUUUCGGGUGCUGGAAGGAACAAAACCUGCGAAUGAUGCUAUGGUGGGGAACUCAGCGUAUAUGCGGUUCUCCGUCAGACAGCGAAGAAGCCCGAAACAUGUGCCACUAUGCCGCCGUAGAGUGUAUCCAGGAUAUCACUACCUUCUGUGUUGACUAUUCGGAUACGCUACAUUUCGGCCUAUGCUGGUACGCGACAUACUUCCUCUUCCAGGCAUCCGUCGUUCUCAGCAUCUAUCAUCUCCGACCAAAGGAGCCGUUGGAUAGAAGCUUGGCGGCGGCAAAUCACGAGCUCUGGAUAUCUUCCAUAGAGAGAUCGCGUGACUGCCUCGCUAAUUUGAGCCCGAAGAAUCAAGCUGCAGCGCGGUGCUUGGAAGUACUUGACCGGAUUAUGUACCAGUCACAAGCUACCCCUACUGCAGUGGGGGAGCCUUCCUCGACAAGUGUCCCGGGCACGGCACAAUUACCAAUGGAGUAUAAUAGCACGGGCACGCGUCUCGAUAAACUUGCUGUUGACCCUUCCUUUCAGAUGCUCUUUGAUGCGACGUCAUUUGAUAUGGAUAUCUUUGAAGGACUCGAGGGGUUUCCGAAUACGAACGAAGUUGAAUCGUUUGAUUAUGUUUCAGGAGCUGCACUGGUCGCUGACAAUGCAGAGGAUUGGCAAAUGUGA